GUUUUUAUAAUAACCUCAUAUUUUAACUUCAGAUUUUAAGUUAAUAAUCUGAGCUUGUGGCAUUGAACCUUGAAGCAUAGGAUUUACAGAUUUUUGCUCAGCAUGUUUCAAUCGACAGAUGUAUCACAAGGACCUUAUCGAGCCACUAAACUGUGGAAUGAAGUUGUUCGACUAUUCCGAUGUGGAAUGCCCACCAAACGACACUGGCACCAGUUCAAAGUUUUCCAUGAUACUUUCACUGGUGCAGAAGCUGCUGAUUGGCUGCAUGAUUGUUUGAAAAUAAACAACAAUUUUGGGGCUCAGGUCACCAGAGAGCAAACUAUAAGACUUCUCUGUAAAUUUUUAAAAAAUCAUGUCAUUGAAGAAGUUUCUGGUAAAUGGGGAACAGAAGAAUAUACAGAUAAUAAACAAUUAUACAGGUUUCCCAUUGGAGUUUCGCCUUCUAAAGUGAUUCGGCAACCAUUGGCUCUUCUCAACACAAAUCAAGCUUCACCAAGACAACAGAACAUCACUAAUGCAAAAAACAAGUUUAUAGUACAAUCUCGGAUGAAGAAAAACAAUCAUGAAUCUCCAAAAACAACAUCAAGCAUGUGGCAAAGGGCAUAUAUGUCAAGCUUUCAAAAACUCCUCAAUUUGAAAUCAAUAGAAGAAAUACUACCAUGUGGAAUACUUCACACAGAAUGGCUUCUACAUAAUGUUACAAAAGAUGAAUUAUCAACUUUCACGGAACAUGAAAUGCCAUAUUGGGUUAUCAGUGCUAUGCAAUGUCUUGCAACAUGGCCAAACAGUGAAAGCUCUGGACUUCCAAACUACCCUGGCUUUGAACGAGAUAUUUUUUCAGCAGUUUGUGGAUAUUUCCAAGCUCUUUCAGAACCACUAUUAACGUACAAUCUGUAUCAACUUUUCAUUACUGUGUUUGUACGUUCAGAAAUUUUGGAUGAAGAUGACUCAGAGAAUCAUUCGGACAAUUUUCAUGCGAAAUCCUCGCCGCAAGUAGAAAAUGAGAGUGGGGAAGAAGUUGAGAAACUGAGAAGAAAACUCAUGCAAGCUCAAAUGAGACAUGCGAAUAAAGCAAUCAGACAUCAUAAAAGUAUGAGACAUGGAAGCAUGCCUGCAAAAUAUCUCAACUUCAACGAAGUGGAUGUUCCUGCCCACUUCGGAAGUUUGCCAAGAUGGAAUUGGAAGCUUGAAGACGUCGCUACAAGAGAAACGUGGAAUGACAGAUUCGCAAGUUCUAGAAAACUCGAUGAAUUGACAGAAGAGAACAGUUUUCAAACAAAACAAGAAAACUAUGCAUCCCUACCAGAGUUACGAUUUAGUAAUACUCUUCCGAGACCAAGAUCUUCUCAUAAUAAUGAAGCGAAAGUAGAAAAGAAGAUUUCUCAGCAUGACAAAUUGACUGGAUUUGAUUACAAAACAUUGGAUAAUGAAGCAAUAGAAGCUGGAUUUUUACCAUUGGGUGAAGAAUUUAAAUCUCGUUCUGUUGAAAAUUUAUUACUCGACAUGAGUAUAAGGAUGCAUGAUGAACUGGAAAAUGAUUUGAUGAAAGAUAAUAAUUAUGAAGCUACUGGUCAUUGCAAUUCAAAUGCAGACAAAAAUAGAAGCAAUCCACUGUCGAACACAAACGAAGGAUACGAGAAUUUAAGUUUCGAGAAAAAGGAUGAUUUCGUUGAUUCUCCUAUGUAUCGGACAAUGAAACCAAUUUAUGAAAAAAACAAAAAACCUCAAAAGCAAAAUACGAGAUUUCAAUCUAAUUUCUCGACAGUGAAAAAAUGUCGAAGUUUUAAUUCUCGACAGAUUCAUAGUAUCGACAGUAAUUUGUCAAAAGAAGGCGUUUACAUGGAAAUUUCAGCCAGUCAGCCUAGUUUAAAUAAAGCAUCAAAUAUGUACCUUGGGGGGAACCUUGCUACGUUACGAGAACCAGCAAAACCGAGCUCUCAGUUCCAGGGAAUAAAAGAACAGAAAACAAUCAAGAGACGUUCGAUAAAACCAUCGAUAGAAGAUUUGGAAAAUGAUUUGAUGUUUUCUCCGUUUGUUCAUAAACCUGCUCUACCUGCUCAAAACAACAAGGGUGAUCAACUUGAUAGCAAAAAACAACAUCCUCAAUCUGCAAUUAAAGAACGUAGAGAAGUUCCACCACCCUGCGUCACGAAUGCAAAGAAAAUCGAUCCACAUUUUAUUCAACAGAGAUUAGAUAGAUUGCCUUAUGUGUCACAAACUAUGCUUCCAAGCAAACAACAUGCAAAUUCGGAAUCUCAACUUCAUGUUGGAUUAACCAGGUCUCAUAGUACAUUAAGUUAUCGCCCACUGCGUGAAGUUUCACUCAACAAUCAUGGCAACGAUCGUUAUGUUGGUCGACAAUCAUCAAUCAAUGAUAGAUUUUCGUGGAAUAAUAAAUCAAUGAUGUCAGGCGCAAAAUCAUGCAACAAUUUUAAUGAGGCAUUCUCACACCCUCAAUGUGAUGUCCCUCCAUCACCUCUUACCACAGCGUUUGAUUCUGCUCGGACAAAAGCAAAUCCAACUACAGGAGCAUCGAACAGACUGGUAGAAGCAUUGCAGUUUUGUCUUCUCUUACUUCCUCCCUGUAGUCGUAGUAAGCUUCGACUUUUGUUGCGACUGAUCACCAAAAUGUGUAACAAUCCACAUCUCGUUGAUCUUCACGAUCUUUUAUCAACGAGAGCAUUUGUUUUGCAAGAGUUGUCUCCAUGUAUAAUUCGUCAAAGACCUGUGAAACAACAAUCGAGAUUCUCAAUGAACAAAGAUAUCGAACAGAAAAUCAUCAGUGUGUUUUUAGAACAUACAUCUGUGUUGAUGAAUAAACCAACUUCUCUUGAAAAAACUGUGAAAGAACUGACAAUAGGAACAAAAUCAGAGACCGCAACAAACCUCACUUCUAACAUGAAACCAAUUGCUCAGGAAAAAUCAAUGAAGAGACAGACAACAUUCUGCAAACAGGUUACUGUAAGUGAAUAUGAAAAGCAAAGAAGAUCUAAUUUGGAAAGUUCGUUAAAACAAUUACUGGAAGACAUUGUUCACAGUGAAAACAUGACAACAAAAGAAAAGAGGAAGAAAUUGAAGCAGUUCCAGAAAUCAUACCCUGAGAUUUACAAAGGAUCAUAUCCAAAUGGGGAUCCUCUUCUGGAUAGAAGAUCAUCAACAAGAAGAAAGCCUAUGUUCUCUACUGCCAUCAAGAGGCUUAGAAGUUUACGAUCCUAGAUACAACUUUAGUUAACUUGAAACUUAACUAAAAUCCAGGAACUUUUUUUCAAUUUGUUUUUAUAUUUUGAUAUUGUAUAGACUUCAUUGUGGAGUCAUAGUUUUAUGUAAAUCAUAAUUGGAUUGAAUAAAUCGCUCAUGGCUCAUGACACACCACAAUCUAGUAGCCACAUUCCAUUUUAUCUCUAUUAAUGCGUACUAGUGCUUUUUUGUAUUGUAGUUUUUAUAUUAUGGAUUAAACUAUAAUUAUGUAGUAGGAAUAGACAUUCUUUGAGAUUAUUUGAGAGCGUGUUAUUAUUUCAAUUACCUUUUCUAUAUUUGAAUUGUUCGUUAUUUGACUUAUCAGGCUGGUUUCAAAUAACUGGUGUAUAUUUGAUUCUUGUAGCAAAGUAGAUUAUUUUAGCUUAAUCUGAUUAUAGGUGACUCAUAUACAUGUUUCGUUUAGGCAUAUAUAUAUUAGAUAUAGAUGUUAUAUUGCCAUUUAAUUCAAAUAUUACAAAUUGACAUUCAACGUAUUAUAUUACAACUUAGUAGAUUAAUUUGGAUUUUUUGAAAUCAAAAUUUAUUUCCUAAAUAUACUCACUUUGGAUUCGAUAAUAUAAUAUCUAGUUGAGUCUGCUCCUUGAUUGGGACCCAAUUUUUGAUUAGUUUGUUAGAAAUAUUAUUCGCCAUCCUAAAUAAAUAAGUAUGGGAACACCAUUCUCUGUCGAGGCACAUGCAUCAAGGCCAUGUACAGGGCUGGGUAAAAGUAGGGUAACAGUUAUUGAAAUAUUUAACUGUUACCCUCGUUUGACCCCCAUCCUUGUAGUUCCUGAUUCCAAAAUACAAAUCAAAAUAUAUAUUGUUGUUUUGGGAUUAGGAUUCAUUUGUGGUUAUAUUUUAGAAUUAAAGCCAUGACAACAUUUGUAAUGAUUUCAAUUAUAUUAUUUAUCUUUCUUGUAUCUUCGAAUCAUGUAUGAUUUUAGGAAUAAUGUAAAUAACUUCCAUGUUGUAAUUCACAUCCCACAUCUGGGUCAUUAGUCGUCAAAAUUUUUUUUUUGCACAGAGGUGUUAGUUUUCGGGUGAAUGUUUAGGUCAUGUUCGAUCAAGCUUGUACGAUGUAUUUGCUUACUUGUGUGUGUGUGUGUAUUUGUUUGUGUUAGAUAAUUUUGCUAUCUCACUUUAAGGGCGACCAUUGAUGUCUUGUGUAAUGCAUGGUUUGCCCUUAUGACCAUUUUUCUAAAAAAAAUCUUGUAUUAGUGAUUUAAUUGUCUCAGAUACCCAUACUGUACUGCUGACCUGAUUUUUGUUUGUUAUAAAGUUUUCUUCAUUCCACUUUUGUCCAAAUUUUUUUGGGGUCGGAUUCACUGUUUUGAAACAGAUGGUAAAAUUUCACUGUCAACGUUUUCGUGUAUUCUCACUGCCUUGUCUUUUUUGUAUUUUGUUGUUAGCCGAUUCUGCACCUCGGUACAUACACUCUCUAUAAAUUCGUAAUAUUCUAAUUAUAUAUAUUUCUAAGUGAUUGUUACAUAACAAUUGGACUGCAAAUUUAUUCUAUUUUGUGAUUGUUGUCAUCUAUUAUUUUUGUAUAUAGCAUUAUUCGUCCAUACGCUUACCUCCGUUGGUCAGUAUGGACGACAUUUGCAUCACCGUUAGUUGUAAUUAUAACAUCAUAAUUGAUAUUGUUAUUAGUUUUUAAUGAGAAUAAUAAAUUCACUUAUUCAGUCAGAAA
Messenger RNA from Styela clava, 4927 nucleotides. NCBI's taxonomy places the organism in Eukaryota, Metazoa, Chordata, Ascidiacea, Stolidobranchia, Styelidae. The record is from RefSeq and is a predicted model, not a curated record.